Messenger RNA from Insectozyma verbasci, 1924 nucleotides. Lineage: Eukaryota; Fungi; Ascomycota; Pichiomycetes; Serinales; Debaryomycetaceae. The record is from the annotation of a GenBank genome assembly.
AUGUUGUCUACACUUGAUAAGUCGAUAAAUCAUGCUAAAUUGUUAAUUGACGCUUAUAGCUUUGAUAAACCUUUGAUAAUUGGUGUUUCGGGUCCUCAAGGUUCUGGUAAACUGUAUUUAGCUGAACAUUUAACAAAUGAAUUAACAAAACAGUACGGUGAUAAAAAUAUUAUACAAUUUUCAAUUGAUGAUUAUUACUUAACAAAAAGCGCACAGGAUGAAAUAAAUAGCAAAUAUAAAGAUAAUGCAUUAUUACAAGGUAGAGGAUUACCAGGAACUCAUGAUCUACCAUUGUUAGCUCAAACUUUUAAUAAAAUAGUUUGUAAUUAUAAAAAGCCAUGGGAAAUUAUACAAAUUCCAAGCUACGACAAGUCAGCAUAUAAUGGACUUGGAGAUAGGUCAAAUAAUAGUCAAGAGAUAACUAAACCAGUAGAUAUAGUCAUUUUUGAAGGUUGGUUUUUAGGAUAUACUUCAAUUGAAACACAAUUAAUCAAUGUUAAAUAUUUCACGAAUCCAGAAACAUUAAUGAUACAUAAGCUAUACAAUUUACAACAAAUCAAUGAGAAUCUUCAACAAUACCAUAAAAUAUGGUCACAUAUAAGUAACUUUAUCAUUAUAAAUACUAAUGAUAUUUCAAAUGUUUUUAAAUGGAGAUUAGAACAAGAACAUAACCUAAUUAAACGAAAAAAAAUAGGUAUGAAUGAUACACAAGUAAAACAAUUCAUUAACAGAUAUAUGCCGUUAUAUAUCCUCUAUUACAGAACACUCAUACUGGAUUCAUCAUCGUCUGAUUUAAUAUUAACUAUCAAUUUACAUAGAAACUUGAUUUGAAAAAUUUUUUUUUUUUGUUUGUUUGUUUGUUUUCGUUUCAAGAAUAAUGUCAAGUUCUUCAAAUUCUUUAACAAAUGAUGAGUUAGCUUUAUAUGAUAGACAAAUUAGAUUAUGGGGAAUGGAUACUCAAUUAAGAUUAAGAAGUACUAAAAUUUUACUCAUAAAUUUAUCAUCAGUUGGUUGUGAAAUUAUUAAAAAUUUAGUAUUGGGAGGUAUUCAAUCGGUUGAAAUACAAGAUAAUUCAAUUAUAAGACAAGAAGAUUUUAUGGGUCAAUUUUAUUUACCUAAUGAUGAUUCAAUAAUCGGAAACCAAAAAAUACCAUACAUGAUUGAUUCAAUUAAAGAAAUGAAUUCAAGGGUUGAAUUAACUACAAACAUUAAUGAAUUGAAUUUAGAUGAUAUUUCAUAUUUUAAAAAGUUUGAUUUAGUUAUUGCUACAGAAUUAAAUAAAUCACAAAUAAUAAAAUUGAAUAAUAUAACUAGAUCACUUAAUGUUCCUCUUUAUUGUUGUGGUAUACAUGGGAAAGAUGGAUAUAUACUAGUUGAUUUAAUUAAACAUGUUCAUACCAAGACUUCAACUUUUAAAAAAUCAGAUAGACCAAGUAUAGGAGAUCCAUAUAAUGAAAAUGCACAUAAGAUAGUGCUUGAUAAAACUCAUGAUAAAGAAGGAUUUGAAGUAUUCAAAUUAGAAGAUACCUUUAGACUGUUUAAGGAUAUUUUUAAUAAUCCACGAUUGCAUAAAAUGGGUAGAACUCAUUUGAAAAGAAUUCGACCUAGUUUGCCGUUAAUUUUAACCUUAUUGGAUAUGGAUAGACCAAUUAAUCCUGAAGAUACUAUUGAUAAAUCAAUAUUAAAAGAGAAACUCAUAGCUCAAUGUAAGCAUUUAAAAUUACCAAUAGAGAAGUAUGUUAUUGAUUCAGCUAUUGAAAAGUUUUCUCGACAAGCAUUUGCAGAAUUUAUGCCUACUAGUGCUAUUAUUGGUGGUUAUGUAGUACAAGAUAUAAUUCAUUUUUUGAGUAAAAAUGAUUUAAUAAUUAAUAAUUUAUUAAUUUAUGAUGCUGAUGAUGUAUCAGCACCAAUAUCACAAAUAUAG